Molecule: messenger RNA, 1469 nt
Organism: Vidua chalybeata
Lineage: Eukaryota; Metazoa; Chordata; Aves; Passeriformes; Viduidae
Gene: CLUL1
Product: clusterin like 1
Exons: 8
Coding region: 84-1469 (461 amino acids)
Source: RefSeq, a predicted model, not a curated record
AGAUAGGUUCAGAACACAGCUCAGCCCACUCCUGAUAUAGGAAGCAAUUUUGCAGAAGAGGCGCAAAAUAUUAAUGAAAGAACAUGAGGUCCUCCUGGAUAUUUAUAAUACACGUGCUGUGUCUGAGUGGCCACCAGUGCGCGCCGACGAAGCAGGAGGAGAUGAAUCUCCGCGACAACCUCAAGCAAUUAUCUGAAGUUGGAGAGAAGUAUGUAGAUGAAGAGGUAAAGAAAGCUUUGAUUGGUAUUAAGCAGAUGAAAAUUAUGAUGGAAAGAAAUGAAGAUAAGCACAUAGAUCUGAUGAAAACCUUGAAGAAGAGCAGUGAAGAAAAACAGCAAGCCUUGCGACUUAUGGAUGAAGUAAAGGCAAGACUGGAAGAAGAGGAAAGACAAUGUCAAGUAUCCUUGAAAAAUCUAUGGGAUGAAUGUGAAUCUUGUUUAGAAAGUACCUGCAUGAGAUACUAUACAACGUGCAAACAUGGUGUGUCAACCUUUAAGAGAAAGGUCGAAGAUUUUUUGAGGAAAAUACCUCCACUCAUAUUUACUUUUCAUGAGGAUCAAGGAAGAGACAUCCAGUCCAAUGAAAAGCCUGAGAAAGAGGAUACCCAGCUAGUAAAGAUGGAAAAUUUAUUUAGCCAGCUAUUAUCAGAUGUGGGCUCAAUAUUUGACAGAAGUUUCAUUUUUUUCAAGCACAUGCAAAAAGAAUUUGACCAGUCUUUUCAGACUUAUUUCAUGUCUGACCUGGAGUUGAGUGAGUCCCCCAGUAUGCCAGCGUUACCCGAGGUCACCACCAGAAGCGACGGCUCGCAGAGAGGCUGGGGCGUGCCCGGCUUCUUACAGAUAGUUUUUGAUUUCAGUAGGACGGUGUUCGAAGGGGUCAGUGAGGUGAUCACUGAUGUGUUUGAUGAAUACAGAGAUUAUAGAAGAGAUGUGCCAGAACAAACCAAAGAUCCUGACAGAAGUGGCAUGUUUUCAAAAAUUGUGUCAGGGCACCAGAGACUUCAGUGCAGGGAGCUCCGGGAGAACUCCUCUGGAUGCCCACAGUUUCAUGAGAGAUGCCAGAAAUGUCAAGACAAUCUUUUGCAUGAUUGCCCAAACGUUCCUGAGCUGCACAUAAAGUUUGAUGAAGCCUUUAAGCUGGUUAAUCUCUCAGGGGAGCAGUAUGAGCAGAUUCUCCAGGUGGUUCGGCAUCACACGGAGGACACUUCCUACUUGCUGAACAAAAUGAAAGAAAGGUUUGGGUGGGUGUCUGAGUUAUCCAACAUGACCAUUGGACCAGAAAACAUUUUCAACAUAGUUAAGGUGGUACCUGGGGAUCCCUCCAGUAAAGACGAAACUGUGGUAGAUGUGAACGUUCUGACUUCACCUACUUUCACCAUUAAAGUUCCUCCCAACUUAGAUCCCAAGAGUCCUGAGUUCAUUGAAUACAUAGCUGGGAAAGCACUUCAAUUGUAUAAGCAGAAUUUUUAA